Molecule: messenger RNA, 489 nt
Organism: Haliotis rubra (blacklip abalone)
Lineage: Eukaryota; Metazoa; Mollusca; Gastropoda; Lepetellida; Haliotidae
Exons: 4
Coding region: 49-489 (146 amino acids)
Source: RefSeq, a predicted model, not a curated record
UCAUCUCUUUUAGCUGAUCUUCAUGAAGUUCCAGAAAUCAGUGAGGUUAUGAAUUCCUCCUGUGAUGCUGAGCUUGACAAUGAUACAGGCUACUCUAGCCAUGACAGUAGUUGUCUUCAAGAGGAUGGUUCUGACAAAUCCUGGAGACAGAAUCCUCAAGGUGUCUCAAAGGAUGUGAGCUGUGAGGACUCUCCAUCUGAGCCUAUCAUAGAUUGGAGCUACAAUGAAGAUGACAGCAUGCAAGGAUUGGAUGAAGUGGAGGACCUUCUCUAUCACUUUGAAAAGUUUUUCAGAGAAAAGCUGGAGCAUCAUGUCAAGGACUUUACAACAUCUAUGCAAAUUAUGUUUUCUGAGCAACAGAUCCAUGUACGACAAAUUGUUAAUUCAACAUUUCAUGGUCAUGGGUACCAGGAUGGAGAUUUACUGACAGAAUUGGAGGAGCAAGAUGUGACCUUGAAAUCGACCACAGAUGUAUUGGAUGUGCAGUAA